This is a messenger RNA of Drosophila willistoni, 1260 nucleotides long. RefSeq lists its product as uncharacterized. NCBI's taxonomy places the organism in Eukaryota, Metazoa, Arthropoda, Insecta, Diptera, Drosophilidae. Gene Ontology annotation, biological process: spindle organization; establishment of meiotic spindle localization; mitotic cell cycle. The record is from RefSeq and is a predicted model, not a curated record. Gene Ontology annotation, cellular component: spindle pole. Bases 108 to 1223 code for a protein of 371 amino acids. Gene Ontology annotation, molecular function: protein binding. The transcript is spliced from 5 exons.
GACUCUCCUUAUACACAAAACAAUAAACAAAAAAACCCAAAAAAAUAUUAAAAAAAUCAGCGAAAAAAACAGACAACAGAAUACAUUUAGGACAACAUCACCCACCAAUGUCUAAGAUGUUUCGGAGUAACUUGGCUAUGAUGUGCAACACUCGCCGCCAUACAGUUCCACCAAGUGAGGAGCACGUGAGCGACUUAUUGGACAUGGUUGAAGGUGAAAGCGAGCUAGAUGGACGUUCGUUAAUGUCAACGUUGUCACGCACACCAUUGCUGCUCAUUGAUUAUGUACAGUUUAAGGCUGCCCGCUCCAUACAAAGCUACUGGCGUGCUUUUCGCAUUCGUCAGCUGUUAAAUAAACGCACCAAAGCGGCCGUUACCAUUCAGAGUUGGUGGCGUGGUACUAUGGUGAGGAAAUCCUAUUUACGAAUGAUUGAAAAUAUGUUGCAGCAACGCAUAGAAGAACGUUUUAAUAAGGCAGCCAUUAAAAUUCAAGCCCUAUUCCGUGGUUGGUUCGUACGUCAAACGGUUCACGAUAUGCAUAGCCUGAGGCGCAUGCAGGUGGGUGCCGCCGAGGAUUUGUUGAACUGUGUGGCCUUCAAAUUGCAUCAUUUGUUGCGCACCUAUUCGAUACCAGGUGUUUAUUCCAUAAGGAAUUCCAAUUGUCUUUCACGUGUGGAAAAAUUGUUGGCUAGUCUGAACUUCCGCUUUCACAAUGGUCGUGUGCGGGCCUUUAUGGCCAAACGCAUGACCGAUGUGAGAGGUCAACGUCAGCGUUUUACUUUAAAUUCCCGUUAUACAGAGGUUCCCUAUCACGGACCCAAUUUUAUGGGUCUAUGUAGGCCGCAACCCGAUCAGGUAUUGCAUCAUACCAAAGAUCUGGAUCGACGCAUGUUCAAGAUCAUUGAAUUGUAUGAGGAAUCGCAGCGUGAUAACAAGGCUCAGCAAGUUUAUAGCAAUCUAGCCGAAAAGAAACGACGUAAACAGAUUGACAAAAUACUAGCAAAACAUAAAAGUAAACGACGUGAUUUCUGUGGCGAUGUCAUCAAUAGUAUGAGACGCUGGAAAAUCUGGGAUGAACAGAAACUACUUGUUGAUCAAGAGGUCUUUCGUGAUCCGAACAAUUUGGAGAAAUUUCUCCAUGAAAUCUCUGAAAUUCUAGCGGAAAUUGAUGGCAGAAGUUGUUACUGUAGUAUACCCGUUUACGAUGAAAUCUAUUGUCUAUAAAAAAAAAAUAAACAAAAACAAGCAACAAAACAGCAAA